AUGCGUGAACUCCGCUUUUUGACCCCUGCGGGGUCCUCGGAACUCCAGGUAAACAGAAGCUCCCCGUGCUCCCUAGAGGAGGUUCCUGCAGCUGCUUCUAAGCCUCAACACAGCCUGGGCGUUCUCCACGCCUCCUACAGUGUCAGCCACUGUGUGGGGCCCUGGUGGGACAUCGCAUCUCGCCGACAGAAGUGGAGCAGGCAGAUCCUCAAAGAUGUCUCCUUGUACGUCGAGAGUGGGCAGAUCAUGUGCAUCUUAGGGAGCUCAGGCUCGGGGAAAACCACGCUGCUGGACGCCAUGUCCGGGAGGCUGCGGCGCACGGGGACCCUGCUCGGGGACGUGUUCGUGAACGGCCGGGCGCUGCGCAGGGAGCAGUUCCAGGACUGCUUCUCCUACGUCCUGCAGAGCGACACUCUGCUGAGCAGCCUCACGGUCCGCGAGACGCUGUGCUACACGGCGCUGCUGGCCAUCCGCGGCGGCUCCCAGGGCUUCUUCCAGAAGAAGGUGGAGGCAGUCAUGGCAGAGCUGAGUCUGAGCCACGUGGCAGAUCGACUGAUUGGCAACUACAACUUUGGGGGAAUUUCCCAUGGUGAGAGGCGCCGGGUCUCCAUCGCAGCCCAGCUCCUCCAGGAUCCCAAGGUCAUGCUUUUUGAUGAGCCAACCACAGGCCUGGACUGCAUGACUGCGAAUCAGAUCGUUGUCCUCAUAGCAGAGCUGGCUCGCAGGGACCGCAUCGUGAUCGUCACCAUCCACCAGCCCCGCUCCGAGCUCUUCCAGCUCUUUGAUAAAAUUGCCAUUCUGAGCUGCGGAGAGCUGGUUUUCUGCGGGACACCGGUGGAAAUGCUUGAUUUCUUCAGUGGCUGCAGUUACCCUUGUCCCGAACAUUCAAACCCUUUUGAUUUUUAUAUGGACCUGACAUCAGUGGAUACCCAAAACAAAGAACGGGAAAUAGAAACCUACAAGAGAGUCCAGAUGAUUGAAUCUGCCUACAAAGAAUCAGCAAUGUAUCGCAAAACCUUGGAGGAUAUUGAAAGAACAAAACACCUGAAAACAUUACCAGUGAUUCCUUUCAAAACCAAAGAUUCUCCUGGAGCCCUUUCUAAACUGUGUGUUCUCUUGAGGAGAGUGACGAGAAACUUAAUGAGAAAUAAGCUGGCGGUGACUAUGCGUCUCACUCAGAAUCUGAUUGUGGGUUUGUUCAUCGUUUUCUUCCUUCUGCGGGUCCAGAACGACGUGCUAAAGGGUGCCAUCCAGGACCGUGUGGGUCUCCUGUACCAGUUUGUGGGUGCCAUCCCGUACACAGGCAUGCUCAACGCUGUGAACUUGUUUCCUGUGUUGCGAGCCGUCAGCGAUCAGGAGAGCGAGGAUGGCCUGUACCAGAAGUGGCAGAUGCUGCUAGCCUACGUGCUGCACGUGCUCCCCUUCAGUGUCAUUGCCACCAUGAUAUUCUGCAGCGUGUGCUACUGGACUCUGGCCUUAUACCCUGAGGCUGCCAGAUUUGGAUUUUUCUCUGCUGCUAUCUUGGCCCCCCACUUAAUUGGUGAAUUUCUAACUCUUGUGCUACUUGGUGUGGUCCAAAACCCAAAUGUGGUCAACAGCAUGGUGGCCCUGCUCUGCAUUGCUGGGGUGCUUGUGGGCUCUGGAUUCCUGAGAAACACAGAAGAAAUGCCCCUUCCUUUUAAAAUCUUCAGUUAUUUUACAUUCCAAAAAUAUUGCUCUGAGAUUCUUGUAGUCAAUGAGUUCUAUGGACAGAAUUUCACUUGUGGCAACUCAAAUGGUUCUAUGUCAACUAAUCCAAUGUGUGCCUUCAGUCAAGGAAUUCAGUUCAUUGAGAGAACCUGCCCAGGUGCAACAUCCAGAUUCACAGCCAACUUUCUGAUUUUGUAUUCAUUUAUCCCAGUUCUUGUCAUCCUAGGAAUAAUUGUUUUUAAAAUCAGGGAUUAUCUCAUUAGCAGAUAG
This is a messenger RNA of Eubalaena glacialis (North Atlantic right whale), 1959 nucleotides long. RefSeq names its product ATP binding cassette subfamily G member 5 (gene ABCG5). NCBI's taxonomy places the organism in Eukaryota, Metazoa, Chordata, Mammalia, Artiodactyla, Balaenidae. Gene Ontology annotation, molecular function: ABC-type transporter activity; ATP hydrolysis activity; ATP binding. Gene Ontology annotation, cellular component: plasma membrane. The transcript is spliced from 13 exons. The coding region runs from base 1 to 1959 and encodes 652 amino acids. The record is from RefSeq and is a predicted model, not a curated record. Gene Ontology annotation, biological process: cholesterol homeostasis.